CUCCCUUGUUCUCGCUUCUUCUUCCCGGGGUUUAAGCAGGGGCAGAUAGAGAGAGAGAGAGAGAGAGAGAGAGAGAGAGAGAGAGAUGAACAAGGACAAGAUCUUUAAGCUCGCAAAGGGAUUCAGAGGGAGGGCGAAGAACUGCAUAAGGAUAGCAAGGGAGAGGGUGGAGAAGGCGCUCCAGUACUCUUACAGGGACCGUCGUAACAAGAAAAGGGAUAUGCGUUCUCUCUGGAUCGAACGUAUCAACGCCGGGACUCGUUUACACGGUGUGAAUUAUGGUAACUUCAUGCAUGGGCUGAUGAAAGAGAACAUCCAGCUCAACAGGAAGGUGCUGUCAGAGCUGUCUAUGCAUGAGCCAUAUAGCUUCAAGGCGCUUGUUGAUGUUUCCCGCACCGCAUUCCCUGGAAAUAAGGUCCCCAAGAAGGAAGGCAUCUCGAUAGUGGUAUGAGUCUCUUGAUCCCCUCGGCCCCCUCCCAUAUUCUUACAUGUUGAAUCGCUGUUCAUGCAGCCCUCUCAAAUUGAAAGUUUUGGAGCUUGAAUCAAUAGAUUAUGUUGCAGAUCUUUAUGAACACUGAACACCUGAUGUUCUGAUGAUCUCCCCAAGUAGUAAUUUCUCAGUUUUAAUAGAAGUAGAAGAAAAUUAAGAGAUGGAUA
Messenger RNA from Magnolia sinica, 657 nucleotides. RefSeq lists its product as uncharacterized. NCBI's taxonomy places the organism in Eukaryota, Viridiplantae, Streptophyta, Magnoliopsida, Magnoliales, Magnoliaceae. The record is from RefSeq and is a predicted model, not a curated record. Gene Ontology annotation, biological process: ribosomal large subunit assembly; translation. The transcript has 2 exons. Gene Ontology annotation, cellular component: ribosome. The coding region runs from base 86 to 451 and encodes 121 amino acids. Gene Ontology annotation, molecular function: rRNA binding; structural constituent of ribosome.